Molecule: messenger RNA, 4044 nt
Organism: Lytechinus pictus (painted urchin)
Lineage: Eukaryota; Metazoa; Echinodermata; Echinoidea; Temnopleuroida; Toxopneustidae
Product: homeobox protein MOX-2-like
Exons: 3
Coding region: 20-946 (308 amino acids)
Biological process (GO): positive regulation of transcription by RNA polymerase II
Cellular component (GO): nucleus
Molecular function (GO): DNA-binding transcription factor activity, RNA polymerase II-specific; RNA polymerase II cis-regulatory region sequence-specific DNA binding
Source: RefSeq, a predicted model, not a curated record
AUCGCUGGGCGGAUCAGGCAUGUCACUACCAAGCAUGCCCUACCAUCACUCGGCCACAUCAGGGGGUGUACAUCACCCCCAUCACCAAGCACCCUCCCACCACACCCAAUUCCAGGACUGGAGCUCGGCCGCUUCGGCAGCAGGGUCACGUGGUCUCCACUCCGGGGGCGUGGCCCCUCACACACCGACUUACCGCAUCUACCCCCCUGCGGCGCACCACACUCCGACACACUCCGAUUACAUCUCCCCACACGACUUGGACCUCAUCAAGUCAUCGGGGACCGGCAUCGGUGGCGGCGGCGGUGGGGGAGGAGGAGGAGGAUCGCCCCCUGUGACCGCGUCCAGUCCGCCAAUCGUGUCGCCCACGGCACUGGGGCACCACCAGCAAACGACAAACUGUGCGGAUGAUCUCACGAUAAAAGGCAGCCCAGAUAGUAAUGGAAACGUACCUGGAGAGCAGGGAGGCUACAAACAACUCGACCUGACGGCCAAACCUCGAAAGGAAAGGACAGCGUUUACCAAGGAACAGAUACGAGAACUCGAGAACGAAUUCAACCACCAUAACUACUUGACGAGACUUCGACGAUACGAGAUCGCCGUCACACUCAACCUCACAGAGAGACAGGUGAAAGUUUGGUUCCAGAACCGCCGCAUGAAAUGGAAGCGCUGCAAAGGAGCUCGUGAACGAGAACUGGCCGAAAAACGUCUGCAAGCUAUGGAGGUCAAACUUGGAUUACCACCCGGAAGCUCUAGUGGACUCAACAAUACCCUUCCGGGUAACCUGGCCAACGCAAGCAGCAUCAUCUCAAAUCACAGUUCGGAUAGCGCCUGUGGUUUAGACAACGGUUCGGACGCGAGCAAUUACGGCGGUUCGGAUAAUGGAGACCCGAAUAGUCCGCCUCACCCGCGGUUAGACCGAAUAGACAUAAAGGAAGAUUAUGACUGAGCGUGGAUGAUCGCAUCAACUCCAUCAAGAACAUUUUAGAGAGAGACAUGAUACCCCAUGCAUCAUGCUGAGACUAUGUUUUAAAAUAGAGCAUCACAGGGUUUUAUGUAGACUUAAUGCAUGACGGGGAGAAAGUCUUGCCAUUUUCAAGAAUUUGUGGAGGAUGUUUACUAGUUUGUAUGAUGGAAGCUUUAUAAAGACUGUGAAUUUGCAAGAGGAACUGUCCAAAAAAAAAGAUGGUCAAUAAGAGUCGUGAAAGUGAAAGUCGGGAAAACUAUUGCAAUGGCCAAAAUGGCGGUUGAGUGACAUAAAGAUGAAUCCUUGUGAGAUUUGUUUUUGUUACUAUCUAUGAAGAAAACAAAUCUUUGAUUUUAUGCUAGCUAGCUAUUAUCAGAAACCACCCUACACCAAAGUAUCGAAGUUAACUCGACUGUACUAUACAAGCCAGUACUAAUUUGCACAAAGUACAAAAACGGGAAAUCGUUGCCCCCUCCCUUCCCCGACACUUUGGUCUGGCCGUAUUGGUUUGAAAAUGGCACCUCGUUUCUGAGGUCGCAAUGUAUGUAGCAAUAUAACAUUUUGUAGAAUUUGGCUGAGAUUACAGGGGGAAAAAAACCUGUUUAAAAAAUUCAAAACAGAGCAUUGAUAAGUGUAUAAGACGUUUUCCAUUUCAACAUUUUUGAAGCUGAUGAUUUGGCUGAGAUAAAUUUGGCAGAUGAUUGUUGGCUUUGUUGCGUUGUCGCAUGCACAAAUUUGUAGUACUUACAUAUUCUAGAGGAUGAAUAACAUUCAUUCCGCUUUGCUCCUAGGAUGUAGUACUGUGAACUUAUUAAGUUACUUUCUUUGUAAUGUUCUUUGGUUAUGUUGAACUUUACAUUCACCCGUCGUUGGAGAAAUCAAUUCUCAGAUAACAAGGGAAAUUAUAUCAAAACGUCUUCUAAAAUAUAGGUACCAUUAAAAUGAAACGUUUGAUACACCUUCUCAAUUCGUCAUCAUCAUAACUAUGAUAUAUUACAUGGUAUGAUUAAAUUCGUUAUGAUUUUAUUGUUGAGAAGAUCAACCUCAACCCAUACCUUGAGUUAGAACGAGAAGACAAUUAGCUCUUUAUAAAGAAACUUGUCGUUUCAUUCUGUCAUAAUUAUUGACUUUAAAAAAAAUCAUAUUUGAUAUUUUUUUCUACACCCUCUCAAACUCGAGUGGUUUCUUCUUUUUAUCUUUUGUCUUUUGAUUUUUUAGAACUGGAUAAUGAAAAACUUGAUUGUGGAAAUUUGUUACUGUUUAAAAUACAUCGAAUUGGUCAAUAUAGUUUGGCCCAUUUUUAAUUACGUCUGGUUUAAGCAUGAUGUAAAAGGAUUGUCCCGAAAUGAAUUUGAUGCGUAAUGGAUGUUGACACAAUCAUCAUCUGUUUUGUAGCAUAGACCUAUUUAUAAAAAAAAUACGAACCAUUUUUUAUUAGAAAAAGAAAUAAACAAAACUAAAAACAAACAUGUGAAAUAUGACCAAGAUCAGCGAGAGACAGUGUAGACCCUGACGUAACAAACGAAUAAAGAACACGGAAUGAUUACAAGAGGAUCAGAAUUUGCAAUAUAAUGUACAUCAGUAUAUAAAAGGUCAUAGUACUUAAAAGUUGUAGUACUUUAUUGAAUACUGUCAUAACAUAAUUAUGUACUAACACAAAGAUAAAUCAAUGAAUAAUGUUUGGGCGUUGAUAUCUCUCAUUUACCAUCAGUUGGGAAAUCGCAUUAUGAUCAUGAAGACAUGUGAUUAGAGUCUUCCUGAUGUGGCACAGAAAAAAAGUAAAUAAUUAAAAAACACAGCCCCAAAGAAGCUAGAAACCAAACCCAAUUAAGGCCGAUUGAGGGAUAUAUAGAUCAUUGUUUUAGAACAAAAAAUGCCGCAUUUUGUUUUGACCUGCUGUUAUUGGAGCGUUCACGGAGAGCCCUGUUAUUUUUUCCGUUGCUUGCAAAUUUGCUCUGAAACAAUCAGUUGCCUGUAUUUCAGUACUUUAAUAACAAUUGAAAUUCAAUGGCAAUUGUGAAAAUUUGCCUCAUGAAACUUUCUCAAGAUGAGCGGCAUAAUAUGCGAUUGGAUAAUCCUUAGAACAGAAGUACUAUCACUGUGAAUGAAAUAAACAGUUUGUUCCUGAUAUACAAAUAAUUAUGUUAUACGAAUUUUAAAAGUAUGUUUAAAAACGAGAUAUCUCUGUAAUCUUUUGAUGGGUUUGAGACGCAUCGUGAUAUAACAUGUAUGCAUAAUAAUGUGUUAUAUCAACCUACUAACAUGACCAAUGCUGCUAAAGUCAGACCAACGAAAUCACUUCCAAUCCGACAGAUGAUAUGUAAUUCGAUUGACGUAACAAUAGCUUUGAUCAAUCUGGGUUGGUUUUGUUGGUGUGACAUUGCCAUGUGAAAAUCUCUUUUUUUGCGUCAUUUGUCAUGUUUGAUGGUGUCGUCAAGUUUAAAGUAAAAAAGACCCCUUCAUUGGUGAUUUGAACAAAACUUGACUUUCGAAAUAAAUACAAGGAAUUGGCAUCAGGGAAGGACGAUAAAAUCAUGAAGAAAAAGGUAAAACAACUAUCGUCAAGUGAGUAGGCCCACCCACUCACUUGUUUCAUUUUUAAAUGAAAAACCUUUCUAAUCACAUUAGUCCUAUACACGUAAUUCGGAUAUGCUGUAGAUGAUAUAAAGAUAUGCACAGAACUAUAUAUGCAGCCAAAACGGGUAAGAAAGAAACUCCAUCAUAAUUUUGUUGGAGUUGAACUACUUAGAGCUUUUUGUUUUCGAAUAAACAAUGAGCUGAAAUGAAUCUUACAAAUCUUGCUCUUUAUAUCGACCGCGAGACACUUAACAGAAAGUACAAAAUGUGGAAGAUAAAAUGGAUAUCGUAUGAACUAUUCAAGGAAUACAGGCACUGCAAGUCCGUACGGUACCUGAUGUGUAUAUGAAAACUGUAGAAUGUAUUGUACAGUAAUUAUUGUCGUCCAGAUUUAGGGCAUAUUGUUUAUACAUUUACCAGUCGUUUGCUGUUUGACACAUGUUUUUGUUCUAAUAGUGAUGAUAAAACACGAUGUUGGAAAUUAAACUUAUUAUGUGACAACA